UGCCCGAACCGCUCCAGGCGGUGGGAAGCGACUCUUUUGCCUGUGCAAUGCCCCGAAGGCUUUUUCCAUUUCCGCGGCCCCUUCCGCUCUCCAUCCCUCACCUCUGGUCCCUGGACUUCAGCUCAGGCCCCCCGGGGAGCGUCUCUGGCCCGGGGCUGACAGCAUUUGGGGGCGCAGGGUCCUGUUCUCUGCGCUAAGGCCAUCUGCGCGCAGAGCCUCGUUCCCGGGCGCCGGGAGCCCGGCGGGCAUUGACGUCAAGCGGCGGCGGAGCGCUGCCUACAGACGGUUGACCCGGGCCCUCCUCCACACCCCCUUCCUUCCUCGCCCCCUCCCUCUUCUCCGCUCCCGGACCCCGGCUCGCUAUAAAAGGCGGGAGCCAGGGGCGCCUGGCAGCGAUGAGUUUCAGCACCAUGGAGAGCCCCCGCCUGCGCCUGCUGCCCCUCCUGGGCGCCGCCCUGCUGCUGAUGCUACCUCUGCUGGGCGCGCGUGCCCAGGAGGACGCCGAUCUCCAGCCGCGAGCCCUGGACAUCUACUCUGCCGUGGAGGACGCUUCCCACGAGAAGGAGCUGAUCGAAGCGCUGCAGGAGGUCUUGAAGAAGCUCAAGAGUAAACGAAUUCCUAUCUACGAGAAGAAGUACGGCCAGGUCCCCAUGUGUGAUGCCGGUGAGCAGUGUGCAGUGCGGAAAGGAGCCAGGAUUGGGAAGCUGUGCGACUGUCCCCGAGGGACCUCCUGCAACUCCUUCCUCCUGAAGUGCUUAUGAAGGGGCUUCCACGCUCUUCCAUCAGUCCCCACUCUCCCCCACCCCCUCCACUGCCCCCCACCCCGAGGACCACACCUUCCUCCCUGGAGUUUGGCUUUAGCGACAAAUAAAGUUUGCAUUUCCCUCUAAGGGCAAGGGGCUCUUUUCCUGCUGUUUCAAAAUAAAAGAACACAUUAUAUGUUACUGUGUGAAGGAUAAUGCCUUGUACGGUGUUGCUAUGUGUGCAAAGUACCCUUUUCUUAUUUUAUUUGACGAACUCUUGUGUACUGUCGUGUAAAGAAGGAGAACUUUGCUUUGAAAAUUGUAUUUUUCUAUGUGGCAUGGCGGAGUGAAAAUUAGGUCUAGUUAAUCUUGGUAGAUGACAUCACCACCUGGAAACUAAAUCACCCCAAGCAACACAAAGUGAAGCAUGUACAAAUUAUACAUAAUAAAGUGUUUUUAAUUACUGCUCA
Oryctolagus cuniculus (rabbit) is the source of this 1213-nucleotide messenger RNA. RefSeq names its product CART prepropeptide (gene CARTPT). NCBI's taxonomy places the organism in Eukaryota, Metazoa, Chordata, Mammalia, Lagomorpha, Leporidae. The record is from RefSeq and is a predicted model, not a curated record. Gene Ontology annotation, biological process: adult feeding behavior; cellular response to starvation; negative regulation of appetite. Gene Ontology annotation, molecular function: neuropeptide hormone activity.